This is a messenger RNA of Sipha flava (yellow sugarcane aphid), 1188 nucleotides long. RefSeq names its product vigilin-like. Gene Ontology annotation, molecular function: mRNA binding. Gene Ontology annotation, cellular component: nucleus; cytoplasm. The transcript is spliced from 6 exons. The annotation marks the transcript as partial. Lineage: Eukaryota; Metazoa; Arthropoda; Insecta; Hemiptera; Aphididae. The record is from RefSeq and is a predicted model, not a curated record.
AUAACAAAGGAAAUGGUGUUGGGAAAUGUUAAAGUUAGAAAUGCCAUUGUAAAUCUUGGGAAUAAAUUCAUUCAAUCUAUAAAAGAAGAUUGUGGUGGUAAUGUGACAUUGAAUUUACCAACUGUUAAAGGAAAUAAUAUUAUAGUUAUCAAAGGACCUGAAGAUGAUGUUAAAAAUGUUAUUACACAAAUUCAGACAAUGGUUGAUGAAGUUCAUAAAUAUGUGUUUGAUUUGAAAGUAAAUCCGAAGUUUCACAAAUAUUUAAUUGGAACAAAUGGAGUCAAUGUUAAAAAGAUCAGAUAUUUAACAAAUACAAGAAUAAUUUUCCCUCCUGAAACUGAUUCCACUAAUGAAAAUAUAACUAUUGUUGGUAAAAAAGAGAAUGUUAAUAUAGCAAAAGCAAAACUUGAAGUUAUGAUAGCCGAUAUUAGUAAUGUCAUCAAAGAACGUGUAGAAAUCGAUGAAAAGAAUCAUGGCACUUUAGUGGUCAAUCAAAAAGAAUGUUUAAACAAAUUGGAAAAAGAAUGUGGCGAUGUUAAAAUUGAAUUUCCUAAUCUUGGUGCUGGAGAUAGAGUUGUGAUCAGUGAUAGGAAAGCAGAUGUUGCUUUUUCUAAACAAAGACUUUUAGACCAUGCUAAAGUUUUGGAAAAUACUAUUCGAGCUGUAGUAAAUGUUGAUCCAAAGUAUCAUAAUUACUUUGUUGCAAGACGUGGUGAAAUUAUCAAUCGAAUUAUUAAUGAUUGCAAUGGAGUGUCUAUAACAUUUCCGAAAAUAGCUUCUAGUAAUAGUGCUGUCAUCAUAAAAGGUGACAAAAUAAAUGUUGAAGAGGCGAAACGUAAGAUUGAAGAAAUUGUUAAAGACUUGAAAAACGUAAUUGAAGUCACUAUGAAAGUUCCUCCAAAAUAUCAUUAUCAUUUUGUUGCCUACCAUGCUGAAGUAAUAAACCAGAUAUGUGGAAAAUAUAAUGGAGUUACUGUUACAUUUCCACAAGUUAAUUCCAAUAUUAGUAAAGUUUUGAUUAAAGGCCAUAAGGAUUAUGUUGAGAAAGUCAAAAAUGAAAUCGAUAAUAUUAUUAUUGACUUGCGGCGUAGCAGUGGUGCAGUAGGUGCGACGCACCGAGGCUUUCGUGAUUUGAGGCCCGCAGUUCAAAAGAAAACUGAUAUGAAUAAAAAUAGAAGCUUGCGUUAA